Mangifera indica (mango) is the source of this 1570-nucleotide messenger RNA. RefSeq names its product protein BCCIP homolog. The record is from RefSeq and is a predicted model, not a curated record. Gene Ontology annotation, cellular component: nucleus. Lineage: Eukaryota; Viridiplantae; Streptophyta; Magnoliopsida; Sapindales; Anacardiaceae. Bases 131 to 637 code for a protein of 168 amino acids. The transcript is spliced from 9 exons.
GAGCAAUGGUGGCAAUUCUUAUAAGCAUCAUCUGAAGCAAGCUUGUUCAUUCAAGAAGGAAGUUAAGUUGAAGCUCCAUCUAAAGACCCACCUGCUGUGUUUGAGGACGUAACAGGAUCAUAAAUGUAUAAUGGAGCUCAAGGAGUAUCUGCUUAAAGUAUGCAGGGAGAAGGAUGUAAUAAAUGACUUGAGGUUACUAUUGGGAGAGCAAGCAGAUGACGUGGGUCUGUUGGUCUCACAGCGUGUGGUUAAUCUUCCUCCUCAGCUUUUACCACCUAUGUAUGAUGCUCUCUUUGAUGAAGUCUCGUGGGCUACAGAAGAUGAGCUGACAAAGGAGCUCCAAGAUUCCUUCCGUUUUAAGUUUUAUCUGCUAGUCUGUAAAAUUUACAAGCUCAAGAAUGUGAGCCGGAAAAAGAAGCUAGGUAGUCGGAGUGAUGAGGAGAUGAUAUAUAUUAAGCCUGAAGAUGAAAUUUUUCACCAGCUAAGCAGUUGGUCCUUCACUUUUCCUAUGCGCGCUCAGCGGGUUGAAACUCAAGAGCUGAAAAAUUACCACUUAACAGGGCUAAUGAUGGUUGUAGAUGCUGAAAAAAUUUCUACAUUCCAACAUCAGUUGCAAUCUUUAAUUGACGAAUCAUGAGACCGAAAGGUGCAGAAUUUUCUUUGUCUAAAGACAUCCUUUUCUUUUCCUUAAGUUCUGCAAAACCUUCCAAAUUUAGCGAUUCAUUUCAAUUUUUUUGACAGGUGUUUUUUAUUUUGUGAAAUACAUACAGUUGCAGACUUUGAACUUCCGGUUUCUUACAAUUUUUCUUGAUUUCCAGUGUAGUACUCCGUUCUAUUAUUUAACCCAAUUUUUUCAUCACUGCUACCAACCACCUGCUUUAGGAUUACAUUUUAUCAGAAUUGAAAUUCGUUAACACUUCAAAAUCUAAAAGCAGGAAAAAUUUUGUUUCCAUUUUUUUAAUACCUUCUAUGUCUUCCCUUUUUUAUGAUUUUCUUCUUGAUAAAAAGUUACGAGUAUCUAAAUUUGUAUGUAUUGCUAUUAACUGAAUUUUUAAAUGUUAUCUUGGUGAACUGCCUUUGAUUUAUUUGGUAGAACUUUUGUGUGUGCUUCUUCCUUCAUGUCUUUCUGUUUAACAAAUAUACAGUUUCUUUAAUCCUUUAAAACUAGUUCUUUAUAAGCCAGGGAUUAGCAAUGGAUUUUUUUUAGAAGUACCAGCGAAUUUUCAUCAUAACUGUUGUUGCUCUCCGUUAUCCAUACAAGGUUUGCAAACUCAGGGCUUCAUGGAAGUGAUCAGAGGAUACCUGGGUGAGCAAUGGUGGCAAUUCUUAUAAGCAUCAUCUGAAGCAAGCUUGUUCAUUCAAGAAGGAAGUUAAGUUGAAGCUCCAUCUAAAGACCCACCUGCUGUGUUUGAGGACGUAACAGGUAAAAUCUCUUCUUCGUUCAUCUUCUGUUUAUUUUAUCAGAUCGCCAUAUUUGAGAUACUAUAUACACCGUUUAUUGGCUGUGUUUCUUGUGCUUCCGAGUUGUAUUUUUCCGGUAUUAUUAAAUUAUAUAUUUUUAAAAUUUUAA